UGCGUGUGUGUGUGUGAGAGUGCGUGACGAACAACAAAAACAACAACAGUAAGAGGAACGGCAAGACAACAGUACAUUCAAAGUCGGUUGCUGCCGCGUUAUAUCCGUUUCCGCUUGCCGCGCCGCGCCGCUCUUUGCGCAUAUCCUGCAAUUACCAAAGAGACUCGAAAAUCGGCUGGAGACGCCUUGAGGAGGCAGCGGUGGCAGUGGUUACACCAUGCACGUACCAACAAUGCCCAAAAGGCGAACGCUGCUGCCCCAACCCAGCCGGGUGACCACCCGUCCAACGCUGCUUCUCCUUUUUCUGCUUCUUCUACUGGCGGCAUCUCAGCCAGCCAAGGCGGCCGGAAAUGAUGCAAUAUCCCCUGCCAGUGCUCGCCGCCAUCGUCAGGCGGAGGCGCCGACGUCCGCUCGGUUAAAACGUGAUGCCAGCACCGAGGACACUGAUUCCAAUGGGAGCCUACCAACAGCUUUAAUGCAGCAGAAUCAGCAGCAGGCUUUCAAGGAUUUUGAUGUAUCCGCUUAUGUGAACGAUUUCAAUUUGCAAGCUGAGGCCACCAUACCCGAGGACAUAUUUGACCAGCAUGAUGGCGACAUUGCUGAGGAUGUGGCCACCCAGCUGCAAUAUGUGGAGCCUGCCGCUGACGAGGAUGACGAGUCCGAUGCGGCAGACAUUAUACUUGAAUCUCAAAGGCCCACUUCAAGGAAUUUCACUGUGUAUCUAGCCAGAGAUGGCAAGGCUGCCAAGAAGAAAUAUCAUAACAACAACGGCAGCAACAGCAAUAGCAAUGACAACAACAGCAACAGCAACAGCAACAACAACAACAAUAAAAGCCAUUACAACUACAAAUUGAAAAACAAUAAAGAGAGCAAGCUGCCGAAGAGUGUGGCGAACAAAGAAGAAGACGAGGAAGACGAUGAUACAGAAGAAGAGACGGCGUCAGCUACAAAAUCCACUUCCGGUGAUGACAACGACAGCAGCAACGAAGAUGGUGACGCAGAUGGGGAUGAGAAUAAUGAAAUGGAAAAUGAGAAGCCGAACGCGAACUUUGGCAGCAAAAGUUUUGCGUAUAAAAAAUUUAGGAACAUGCACGAACAGCAAAAUCAACAGAGUCAAAAGGAGCAGCAGCAGCAGCAGCAACAGCAGCAGCAGCAGGCAAAUGCCAAUGCCAAUUCCAACAGAGCUGGCCAACAGAUGAAGCAGCAACAGAGUGCGGAGGAGGACGCAGAGGAAGCAGACCAGGACCAAACUAAAGAGAAAGAGCAACGGCCAUGGCCAUGGCAACGAGAGCAGCUACAGGAACAAUCGCAAGAGCGGCAGCUGCAGCCGGAGCCGGAGCCGGAGCAGGAGCAGGAGCAACUGUUUGAUUCUAUUGAAAUAUUAAAUGAACGAAAAUGUAAUAAAGCGUCAGGCCAAUCAACGGAGGUUGUGGCCGGCGAGGACAUUAUGGCAAUCGGUGAUAUUGAGGACAAUUUUGGUAAUGAUAAAGCAUUGGCGGAAAGCAUUAAGUCCACAAUUGACAAUGAUGAAUCAGCAGUUGCCAAGGAGGUAACAUCAACAGACCCCCCAUCGGCCACUGACAUCCAAACUAGUCCAAGCAGCAGCAGCAGCAGCAGCAGCACCAGCACCACAAGCAGCGCAGCAAGCAGCAGCAGCGGCAGCAGCAGCAGUAGCAGCUCAAGUAACCGCCACCUAUUGCUACCCAUUGGACGCAAGCAGAAGCGUCAUGGCAACAAGAAUGGGAACACUGCAACAUGGCUUGGUGGCAGAUACUAUGACAAGGAUAACAAUUACGGCAUAGGCCGCAUCCACUCGCAGCCGCAAUCAGGCGGAAAUUUCGAGAUGACAGCCAGUGAUGUGGGUGAGCUUCAUUACUACGAUGGGAAACCGAACUCCAGAAGCAACGAUGGCACCGCAGACAGCGAAGACAGCAAAUCACAGGCCAAUUUCAUGAGCAGCUAUUUUGGAGAGGGAACGAAUGAAACCAAGCAGCAGCAGCAACAGCAACUACAACAGCAACAGCAACAACAGCAACAGCAACAGCAACAACAACAACAUAUGAACGAUGAGCUUGGGGAGAGGCAGUAUCCGCAACUGGAAUCAGAAUCCGCAUUGCGUUAUCGUCCGGAUGCUGCUAUUGCCACCGAAUUGCCAUCGGCCUUUGAACGCUUUAAAGCGCUCCGUCGCAACAAUCACCGCAAUGGGCACAAGUCGCAUAAGAAACGCUACAAGGACUACCUCAAGCAUAGUCCACCGCAGCCCACUUUGACGCCCAAAUAUGCAUUGAAGCUGCGUAAGGAUCGCGAGCAUCGCCAACAUGAACAGGAACAGAAACGGGAACGGAAAGGGGAUCGUGAAGUGGACCAGGACGCGGGACGGGAGAAUGAACAUACCCAUGCGCAUGCUGCGCCCAUUUUUGCAUUGGGCAUGCGACCCAAACCCUUCUACGAGGGCCAGGUCAACUACUACGACCAUCAUCAGCACGUCGGGCAAGAGCAGCAGCAGCAGCAGCAGCAGCAGCAGGAGGGGGAGGAGCAGCUGCAGCCGCUGCAACCAGCAGACAGUCAUCAUACCGAAAUGGAACGUCUCAUUGCCAAUGAUAAUAAUAUUUGGUAUCGUCGCAUUAGUCCAGUAUUGCGCAACGGCGUCAAAAGCAGUGAGUCGCAGCAGCAGCAACUGCAUCAUCAGGCUAAGCAUCAUCAUCACCAUCAUCAUCAUAAUCAUCAUCAUAAUGCAUUGAAGCACCAUCAUCACCAUCAGCAUCAUCAGAAUCAGCAUCAGAAGCAUGGACGACAACGUGCACCGAAUCCCUAUCAGCGAAAGCCACCCACACAAUCCUCGUCACCGGCAACAACACCAGAGCCACCAUUGCCACCGCCAAAGCCGCAAUUGGGCCAUCAGAUUACCGAAUUGGAACAGCUGGAGCGCUAUUAUGCCAAAUGGCCGCAUCUGGCGCGCGUUCAGUUUCAGGUGUAUGAUGAACACUAUCGCGAAUCACAUCCGGAACUUUAUCCCGACUAUGAUGCGGACGAGGAUUAUGAAACAGCAGCGGAAUUGGAAGAGGCACAGCAGGAUCACGGCGAGGAUUCAAAUUUGCCGCCAUAUAUCAAGAAAUACAAUCGACGUAACAAACAGCUGCUGAAUCUGCUCGAAGGAACAUUGCCGCCGCCACCAUCGACCCCCAUCAGCAUGACUCAAUGGAGCAACUCCCAAUUGCAGCCGGGUCUGCACGAAUCAGCCGCCAAUCAGCCACAACAAUCCAUCCGAUUGGAUGAUGAGUAUGUGAAGCAAAAACGUCGGCGCUAUCAGCAGCGCUAUGAUGAUCUAUUUGCCCAACAGCGAGGCAGCACCACCAGCCGAACAGCGAUGACAACGACCCCAAUGCCGCCAACGACAAGUCUGCCGAAUCAAUUGCCCGAGGAGGAGAAGCAAUUGGAUGGCCAUCAGCUCUCAGCUGCCGUUGACUUUUGGCAGCGGGAGAUCGAUGCGGAGACGAAAGUGACGCGAGCAAUGCCAUCAAGUUCCACACCAAAACCGGCGCUCUUUAAGUUACCUCAUUAUCCGGCAAUUACGGGCAGCUUUCUGGGCACGCCGCGCAGUCGCAGCGCACAGUUUGUGGCAAAUGUUGCCGGACGCGGACAGAGCAGCUGGCAUCUGGCAUCUGCCCCAGUUGCUGGUCCAACUUCAGGUCCAGCCGAUGGCGAUCUACCACAGAGCACCACAGCGCAGCCGUCGUCGCCGCUCAACUCAUUUGUUUAUCAUCGCGUCGUGGAUGGCACAGUUGGCGGCUUCUCCUCCCCCUCCUCCUCCUCCUCCUCCGGCUCAUUGUCGUCGUCGUCCUCCUCCUCUGCAGCCGGUCGAAAGCAGCGUUUGCCAUUUGUGGCCAUCACGGAUCGACGGCUAGAGAAUAUCAGCGCACACAAAUUGCUAGCUGAGCGACACAAAGACUUUGAGCAGAAUCACUUUCCGAUGCCUUAAGCCGCUCUACAUUAAACAAAAAACAAAAAAAAAAAAACAAAUAUAUA
Molecule: messenger RNA, 4026 nt
Organism: Drosophila grimshawi
Lineage: Eukaryota; Metazoa; Arthropoda; Insecta; Diptera; Drosophilidae
Product: probable serine/threonine-protein kinase tsuA
Exons: 5
Coding region: 218-3979 (1253 amino acids)
Biological process (GO): chromatin remodeling
Cellular component (GO): nucleoplasm; nucleolus; cytoplasm
Molecular function (GO): chromatin binding; histone binding; RNA binding
Source: RefSeq, a predicted model, not a curated record